GACGAAAGUAAUCAAAACAAAAAAAAAAUCAGUAACAGACUGUUUGUUACAAUUUUCGUUAGAAUUAGGUGUUCAAAAAGCGAAACUGUUUUAAACUGUGUAAAAAGUGCUUUACAAUAUUUAUAAUUUUCCUGCAUUGUUGCGUGCAGACUGCAUUAUGUCCCUGGCGCUCGAACAGCGCGAAGCCAUCGUCCAGGAAUGUGUAUCCGAGUUGAUAAAAGUGCUCACCGGAUUCGAUGAAUCCGAAGAAAACUUCACUCUGUGCCACCAGUUCGCACAGGCCACGAUCCGGAAUCACCGGUUCCUGUCGGUGAACAGUCAUGAGAUCCGCCGCAAAGCCGAUGGACUGAUGGAGAACCUCCGGAUUUCGAAUCUGGACCGGUUUGCCGAUCGGUUCCGCCAACUUUAUGAGGGUUUCAUUGGGGAUCCGGCUUGUGCCGAUCACUACGUGCACGACAUCCAGUGGUCAGUGCUGCUGUUCCUGAUGACGGUGGCUCACAAUCCGAUCGGAGCGCUGCGGGAACGGAUUAGGAGGGGUUCUCCGGUGCGGAUGAUUGAGGCUAGGGGGCUUGUGGAACCGGAACCGGUGCCGGAUGAUGAGCGGAGGGCUUUGGUGGAGGAGCUAAAGGCGGAUAACAUUCAAUGCUGGGAGGAUGAUUCGGAGCUUAGCGAAUGGUCGGACUCUGAGGAGGAGGAUGAAGGCAGCGAAGAGAUUCAGAACACAGUUCAACGCACAAAAUCAAAUGAAGUUCCGGCGGAAACAGCGAAGGAAAUCGUGGUCUACACAAGGGUUCUGUCGCCACAGCGAGACCUGGGUUACGAAAGCUUUGAUGGAUCAUCGUCGGAGCAGUGGUUGAAAGAACACGUCCAAUCGAAUUGGUGGAACGAUUCAAAAGCAAAAGCGGAAGUCAACAGUUCCCACGAGGGAGCAUCGUUUUGUGACUACUGGAACCAGACUAUUCUGAAGGCUUCACACAGUUUCAUUAAGCCGGAUCCAGUUUCAACCGUGUCGGAGUACUGUUUGAUACGAGAGAUUCUGUGGAUGUUCACGAACCCCACAAAUUGUAAAUUCUUUCGCAUUGACGAUGAUCAGAUUUGGAUUAAUCCAAAUGUUUCUUUGUCCAGCACCACAGAGCGAGGCCUUCAUACAUUCCUUAUAAACUUUACCCAGCAAAUGACUAUCGUAUACCGCUUGCGUAACUUCUGCCGUCGAGUGUCUGAGGCCACCAGCAAUCCAAUUCCGGCACCUUACAGCUUCGAGUGCUAUGCUUCCGGAAUCCGCGACUUCCUGGAACAUCUGGACUCGACCAUCGUUGAACUAGAGAAGCAAGCAGUGGCCCAACAGCCCGACCAAAUAAUUUCCAUCAUAACGCUGUUCCACGAUCUGGAACCGGAAUUCCGUCUGCUAACAAACCUCAACGACAUCCACCGGUUUUCUGUGCUCGAUUGGACCAAAUUCCCGGCACACAUCGCCGUGGCCCAUCUCCUGUCGGGACUGUUCCGAAGCGUCAAGCUCAGCGGCAGCCUUGAGAAGACGAACCUGGCCUUUGCGUUGCUCCUGUCCACUCUCAAAGGCUACAUGAACAUGAUCGAUGUCUGGUGGACCGAGGGCAGGCUGGACGAUUGGCGAGAGGAGUUUCUGGUGGAGCGGACGUACGCCGAGGAAGGAGGCCAGAUGACAGGCUACCAGGCUCGGCUCUUCUCCAAGUGUAAGAAACGGUCGUUCUACGUUAGCGCGGCCGUUUCCGAGGUUAUUGAGAACGAUGCCAUCAUUAGGCUGCUGAUGCACCACUCGCUGGAGGCCGGCUAUACGUUGAACAUCCUGAACGAUCUGGACAGGAUUAGCGAUUUGAGGAGCGGUCAGGAAUCUGAGGAACCGAUGGUGUACGUGGGCUUCCUGGAGGCGAUAGUGGAGGUACUGGAGGGGUUCAGAACGGUGGAGGAUGAAUCCGUGGAUGGCGAGCGCGUGCAGGAUCAACAACCCGACGUGCAAGCCAUCGAACGCAUGCUGAAGGACACGGCCGCGACUUCAAAGCUGCAAAACUUGCAGAACCAAAUCAAGGAGAUCUGCGAUGAUGAAGUGCUGAUGCUGGCAUUGGGCAGUUCCUUGCAGCUGGCCUGCAUCGACGACCAGGACGAUGACGAAUCGAAUCUUCCAACAGAAACCUCCGCAAACUGCCUAACCAAUGCCAACUCUCUGUACCGUCGACUGAACGCGAUCUCCGGCCAGUUGACGCUCCCUCUCGAACACGUGCUCUUCAGCGCCAUCAAGAAUCUCAUGGAAACGAAGCGGCAAGCGGCCAACCACUUCGUUACCACAAUCUACAAGGAAGAAUUCCUCGUUCUGAAUCAUCUGAAGAACAUACGGAAGGUGCUGCUCUUGGAGGCGAGUGAUCUCAUGUACUACUUCUACAGCGAUCUGUUCCGACGGAUCGAAGCCGGCGAUAAUUGGGCCAAUCCUUAUCUGUUGACCAUCCAGCUGAACGACAUCCUUGCGUCAAGAUUCACUGACAUGACGUCCCUGUUCACGAUUGAGAUCUUGUCGGACUACAAGUGCGACACGACCACGGUGCUGGAUGCGAUCGAUAAGGUCCGCAUUCUGUACAGCCCAAGUCAGGAUCUGAGCAACAUGAUCAACGAGCAAACGAUGAGCAGCUAUAACUGUGUGUUCCGAUUCCUGCUGAAGGUGAAAUGGGCUUUGCAUACGUUGGAAGCUUUGCGCUAUCCGGAAUGCUACAAGAAACGGCCCCCGUACGAGGAGCCAUGCGUCCUGGAUCUGAAUCUGAAGAGGCUGGCCAUGCUGAAGUUCUGGAUGAUCUUCACGGUGCAGUGCAUCCAUUCGCAUCUGAUGACACAUGUCCUGCAAUCGCUGGGAAUGCAGCUGGACGAAAGACUGGAAGCAGCCGAUAAUCUGAACGAUAUGAUCGCCGUCCAUCAGUCGUACAUCAGCACCAUCUAUGAGCAUUGCUUUCAGACGGACGAAAGCCAAGUGUUCCGCGAAGGUGUCAUCCGGUUGUUGAAUUUGGUGCACAUCGUUCGGGACGAGUGGAACAGCAAUGUUCUGUAUACGGAAAUGGAUGCCCGAGGGGACAUUGAAGAUAAUAGUAUGAUCGGGGAUUUCAUCAGCAAUGCGCAGGUUGGCAUGCUGGAGAAGACCUAUUGUAAGUGUCACCAUCAGCUGGCGGAGCAACUCAACAGGGACGUCUACACCAAGCAGAAAGUGCAUCUCACAGCCCUGGCGGACGCUCUGAGUUCCAACGUACCCUACUGAACGCGACAAUUCCAGGCUUUCACAUUCAAAUAACAAUAGCACAUUAUGUUUUCACCAAGUUUAUGCUGCUCAGCACACAAUUUUAUUGAAACAAAUCACCUUAGAAAUGCAAUUACCUCAUAGUC
Messenger RNA from Aedes aegypti (yellow fever mosquito), 3396 nucleotides. RefSeq names its product gamma-tubulin complex component 5 (gene Grip128). The transcript has 5 exons. Gene Ontology annotation, molecular function: gamma-tubulin binding; microtubule minus-end binding. The coding region runs from base 158 to 3271 and encodes 1037 amino acids. The record is from RefSeq and is a predicted model, not a curated record. Gene Ontology annotation, cellular component: gamma-tubulin complex; centrosome; equatorial microtubule organizing center. NCBI's taxonomy places the organism in Eukaryota, Metazoa, Arthropoda, Insecta, Diptera, Culicidae. Gene Ontology annotation, biological process: meiotic cell cycle; spindle assembly; cytoplasmic microtubule organization.